UCAACCAGCCAGCAUUUCAUGUAAUAACCAUUAACCAUCAGUCCAUCACCCCAAAUCCAAUCGGAUAAACGGGCCGUCAAAUUACCAAAAUUUCGUGAAAAAUAAUAUUUGUGGCGCUAAACGUUAAAGUGUUGUUUAAAUAAGAAACUUCCCUAACAAGCUUUCCGGAAUUCUGACAGCCAUCACCGGCGAACAGUCUAUUCUAUAACCUCUCGCUGUCACUGGCUUACCCACCUUCAUCCCCAGGCUUGUUCUACGGCGACGGACUUGAACGCGGCAACGGCACGCGGCGCCUGAUCCGGCGAAAUGCGUCCACUAAACCCCUCUCCUUCUCCUCCUCCCUCCUUCUCAUCCCUUGCUUCUGAUGAAACUCGCCUUCUCAACGAUGAAAUCUUUGAGCAGCUGCAUAGUUGCAUUAAGCUCGCCAAUGAAAAUAAAAUCAAUCACAAGAAUGCGUGGGGUCUGAAGUUGAUCGAUCAUCUGAUGGAGAUCGUGAAAGCUGAAGCAGAUGGUGGUGCGGAGACAAAUUUCCGAACGGCAAGUUGCUCACUGGAAGCUGGGGUAAAAAUUUACUCUGUUAGGGUUGAUGCCCUGUACUCAGAAGCUUACAAUAUCCUUGGUGGGAUCAGUGUAGCUAGUCUAGGGUCUCAAGAAGAUAUUGCCACCUCAGAGAGUCACAAUGCCGGGAGUGAAGAGGGCAAGGAUAAUGUGGAAGAAAAGGUUGAGAAAAAGGUCUCUCCAUUGUCCACAAUAGAAUCCUCAACUGAAGCUCUUAACUGGAAUGGAGUUGACUCUGCAGCUGUUAUGGAUCCAUCAUAUUAUAGAACAUCUCUUACGAUGAGUCAAGGUGGAUCCGAGAGUCUCCUACUGAAUAAUGUGGGGGUUUAUGGAGGAUGUAGGCUUCUUUUUGAUUACUUUGAAGUGCCAGGAAGAAACAUGUCCUGUAUGCCUCAAUCUGACAUGUCAGAUGUUAUUGACAUAUCAUUUGCUAAAGAUUCUAUUGAGCAGAUGGUGAUUAACUUGCCAAGGAAGAUGGAGAUUUCCCCCACCCUAAGAGAGAUAGUUUCCUUGCUCAAUGAAAGUAGACAAAUGCCAUUUGAAAGAUCCAAUGUAACCGAUGGAUUUUGCAAUAUGGAUGACGAUAUAGUUCAUGAUGAAGAAUUUCAAUCAGAUACUCAUUCACUUGGGAACAGUGAGACCACUUUUCAAGAGAAUGACUACUACGAUGCAUCGUUUGAAUCGGAUGUCAGUACAAGUUAUGAGAGAGUGGCCAUGUUUCUGUUUCGAAGUUUGGAUAUAACUGGAAAACAGAACUCAUGGGCGGGUCCUGAUUACUGGAAAUUUUUGAAGCCGAAGGUUCAAAAACCUGUUCAAACUGCAAACGAUGGAUUUGCAUGCUCUUCCAGCAGGAGAAGGAAGAGAAGUGUUGACUGUAAUGAUAUUGACUUCACUAAGUCCUUGGACUUUGAGGCUGAUAUCUUUGCUCCCCCAGCAAAUCCAUUGUCUUUCCUUCUGCCAGCAGAUCGAGUACAGUCGAGCCAUUCUCUUCCAGAAGACUGCCAUUAUCAGCCUAUGGAUCUGGCGAAGCUUUUUCUUCGUCAUGACCUUCUGUUUCUGGGUAGGAGAAGAAGUGCCACACUCUCAGAUAGUACAUCUGAAUUUCAUGAUCCUGAUGAAGCAUCACCGUCAAGCGACUGUGUCAAUCCUUGUGAUCUCAGUGGCCAACAUGGUGACAAUUACUUUCAUGAAGCUAUAGGAGCAGAAGAACCUUUUUAUCAGAACGGACAGGUCAACAAAAUGGAGGGUCGACAUGGAAAGGCUAGUAAGCCAGUUGAUCUACGUGCAUUGAAGCAAACCCUGUGGGAACACUUACAAGAACAGUCUGGUAGCUUUCCUGCAACGACAAGCAAUGAAUGGAGUGCUCCAAUAUCCUUCAAACAACUCUUGGCUACAUGUCCCCUAGGAUCCCCACAAAACGAUAUCUCACCCCAGUUGUGCUUUAUCUGCCUCCUGCAUUUGGGAAAUGAGGUUGGAUUGAAGAUCCUAGGCUGCCCAAGUUUAGACGAGGUCAUCCUACAUCUUCCUCUCCGUCCUCCAUGACAGUAGCUUUUCGUUCAUCCCCGGUCUUGAUGAUCACUCAGUAACUGUAACUAUUCAUCAAAAUAGAGAACAUGAACGACCCUCUUUUGCUGCAGCACAGAACUGAAGCUGUUGUGCAGGGAUUAGUAAAAGAUAUGUGUUUUGUGCUUUAAUUAAAUCAGCAAAGCUUU
Messenger RNA from Linum trigynum, 2270 nucleotides. Lineage: Eukaryota; Viridiplantae; Streptophyta; Magnoliopsida; Malpighiales; Linaceae. The record is from the annotation of a GenBank genome assembly.